AUGAAAGAUCUGUUUAACAAUAAGAAGGAAUUAUUUAUUGGGAAAAGAAUUUUUACUUGUGAUUUUUCUGUAGAUGAAAAAAAUAAAAAAAAAGAAGACAGAAAUGCAAAUGAAGAAGGAAAUAGUUGCAAUUAUGAUAAAAUAAAUAAUCAUGAAAAUAUAAUACAAAAUGAAUCAGAUGAAGAAAAUGUGGAUAAGAAUUUGAAAAUGUAUUUAUUCAAUCAGGAUAUUAAAAUAAAAAUAGGAACAAUCAGAUAUAUGGGAAAUCUAAAUAAUCAAUUCCCUAAUAAAAUAUUUUACGGUAUUGAAUGGAGCAAAAAAUUGUGUGGAAAAAACAUGGGUAAUUAUAAAGAUCACUAUUAUUUUUUACCUGUAGAUUUUUUGAAAAAAGAAAAAACGAAAUUAUAUUAUUAUAAAUUAAAUUCUGAUAUUAAUACUAAUAAUAAAUAUAAUGAAGAAAUUUUAAAUAGAUAUAAAGAUUUAACACGAUGUUCUUUUUUAUCCAUUGAAAAUGUUUAUGUAGGAAUCACUUUCAUUCAAGCCUUAAAAUUUAGAUAUAAUUACUAUCCUGAACUAGAUUUAUCUAUUGAAGAUUAUCUUACAAAAAAAAAAAAAAAAAUUAUUUUAUCUGGUGAAAAAAAGAUUAUGAAUUAUUUUAAGAAUUAUUCUCAACUUGAAAACAUAACAUUAAAUAAAUAUUUAAUAUACGAAUGUGGAAUUAUUAAUAAUUUACUUUUUAACAAUUUACAGAGUUUAUCAUUAUGUGGUAAUCUUUUUAGUAGAUGGAUUGAUAUUUUUAAAAUAAUUAAUAUUGCAAGUAAAUUAUCUUAUAUUAAUAUAUCAGACAAUAAAUUCAUGAACAUUUCUUUAGAUUCUAUAUUUGUUAAAAAUUUAUCAAAUAAUUAUAAUAUUGAUAACAAUGACAAAAAAUGUAACAACAAUAAUAAUGAUAAUGACGAUAAGGAUGAUGAUUUAAUUUAUUUUGAACAAAUAAAAGAAGUGUGUUUAGAUAACACCCUUAUUGAAUGGAAUGACAUUUUAAUUUUAUCCUUUAUUUUUCCAAAUUUAGAAGUUCUAAGCUUAAAAAAGAAUUAUCUAACAAACAUAAAAAUAAAAAAUUUAAAAAUAACUAAAAAUUGCAUUUUAUAUAAAUAUUUAACCAACAAAACAUAUAAUAAAUUAUUUAAUACUAAUACGAAAAAGCACUACUAUGAUGUGCUAAGAGAUUUAAAUGAAAAUGUAAAUGAAAGAACAUUUUAUAAUACUGAAAUGAAGCACGAUAUUAUUUAUCUAAAUAAAAGCAAUUUUGACAUAAAUAAAGUUGGUCAAUUAAAGAGAACAAAUUUUUAUGAAAGUGAAAAUAUAAAAGAAAAUAACAAAGUUGAAUUCAAUGAUCAAAAAAAAGAUUUUAAUGAAAUAAACGAAAAUUUUUGUGAGAAAAAAUAUUUAAAUUAUAAUAUCAGUAAUAAUAAAAUAGACGUCUUUACUAAUAAUGAUGAAAGGAUAUUUUAUUAUAGUACUGAUCUAUUUAAAAAUUUAAGAAAAAUUGUACUAAAUGAUAAUUAUUUAUAUGAUUAUGAAGAGUUAUUUUAUUUUGUUUAUAAAGUAAGUUCUCUUCAAUCUAUAUAUUUAAAUAAUAAUAAAUAUAGUGAUAAUAAUAAGUUAAUAGAUAUAGCAUAUAAUAUAUGUCAAGAUGAAAAUAAUAAAAUAGAAGAUAAUUAUUUAGAUAAAUUUGAAUUUAUUAAUACAAAAUUUAAUAAUCUAAAAGAAUUUUUAUUCGAUAAUAAUGAAAUAAAAAAUUAUGAAACUUUAAGAGAUUUAUUUUACAUUUUUUAUGAUUUAGAAAUAUUAAAAAUUCAAAAUAAAAAAAAUAAUUUUAAAGAAAAAAAUAACAUGAGAUAUAUCUAUAUAUCUAUUUUACCAAAGUUAAAAAUUUUAAAUCAUAGUUCUAUAAACAAAAACGAAAGGAUAAACUCAGAGAGAUUUUUUAUAUCUUUAUAUCAAAAAGAUUCAGUUGCAAAAAUAUUUAACGAAAUGGUAUUAAAUAGGAGACAUAGUAGUAGAUUAGAAAAAAUACAUUAUGAAGCAACACAAGGUGAGAUUAAUAAUGAAAUGAAAAAGUGUAUACAAAACAACUUAAUUAAUAUUACAAUUAUUCCUGAAUUUCUAAAUUCUCAAAAAUAUAAUAUUAUAAAAAAAAAAGUUAAUAAAUAUAUGAACAUAAAAGAUUUAAAAUAUUUAUGUUCAAGAUUAUAUUCAAUUCCUUUGUCUAAAUUGCAAUUAUUUUACACUGACGAGAAUUCUCCUUUAUGUAUAGAAAUUUUUGAUACAAAUGCGAGUCUAUAUACAUAUGGUAUUGAAAACGAUUCAAAAAUAAAAAUAAAAAUGGAAGAAUAA
Molecule: messenger RNA, 2397 nt
Organism: Plasmodium gallinaceum
Lineage: Eukaryota; Apicomplexa; Aconoidasida; Haemosporida; Plasmodiidae
Product: cytoskeleton associated protein, putative
Exons: 3
Coding region: 1-2397 (798 amino acids)
Source: RefSeq, a predicted model, not a curated record